GGCAAGGCCUGAGCUGCUCCUCACCCAAGAGAGCCGGUGGUCCCGAAGGGUGCACAUGGGAGGGGAAGACAUAGCAGCAAAAGCACCAGUUUCUGGACAAGCCUGGGGCUCACCGGAAGUUGACACUUGCCAUGCCCAGCUGCCUCCCAGCUGAGCAGUCAACCUGAGCCCAGUUUCACAAUGCCACGUGUUCACAAGCUUCUACGCGGGACCGUGGCCUGAUGGGAAACUGCUGAGCUGCUGUCGCCUCUUGCUCUGUGUGGCCCAGACGCAGCUCCCAGCUCUCAGCUACAGCACAGGCUCCUGAAGAGGGAGAAGCAGCAUCCAUUCCCAGCUGGACUCCCUGCCGUCGGAAGCAUGAAGAGAAGCAGAGCUGCCUUUCUGGACAUUGCCAAAACAGAUACAUCUCCAGUUUGUGAAGACCAUUUAACGUGUGGGAACAUGGAUUUGGUGCAGGAGCAACUGCCUGCCACCCAGGCAGAGAGACAACUGGAGGCUGGCAUCGAUUUGCAAAGGGACAAAGAAGAUGAGGGGCCCCUGGGUGAAGCUGAGGAGCUACAAGAUGAAGGUCUGUCAGCUGGAGACCAAACAUUUUUGGAAGAAUUCCCCAGAUGGAAACAGGAUCAAAAAAGGGCCAUUAAGAAGCUCCGCAGACUUGCAGACGAGAUCGACACAAACCACCAGACAGUCACCAAGAGCAAGGUGGUAUCCAACUCGGCCGCCGUGGUCUCCGGGGUCAUGACAAUCCUAGGUUUAGCCCUCGCCCCGGCGACGGCAGGAGGAAGUCUCAUGCUAACAGCUGCUGGCCAAGGCCUGGGGGCCAUAGCCGGGAUCACCAAUAUUGUGAGCAACGUGUUGGAAAAUUCUCGAAAUAAAAAAGCCCAAGCUCAAGCCAACAGCCUGGUGGCCUCCGAUGACUGGAAGUUGCAGGCCAGAGGAGGGCAGACAUCCUAUGUCACAGCUGUGGGUAAGAUUGUCUACGACUGUGGGAAUGCCGUGGACAACAUCAGGAAGAAUGCCCAAGCCUACCGCCUCACCCAAGCCCAUCCGCACUUGGCCAAAGCCGCCAAGCAACUCCUGAAAACCGGCCAAGUCUCAGUCAAGAGCAGCAGACAGGUGCAGAAGGCCUUUGAGGGCACGGCCUUGGCCAUGACAAGAAAUGCACGCAUGCUGGGAGGGGCGGUGGCUGUCAUCUCCCUGAGCCAGGACGUGGUGGCUCUCUCGAAUGACCUGAAGCAACUGAAGGAGGGAACGAGGGCAGAGCUUGCAGAGGAGCUCCGGGACAAGGCUCGGGAGCUGGAGGAGCUGGUGGCAGAAUGCACCUACCACUGCGACAGGCUGCGGCACAAGAAACUCUUGCAAGAAAAAAGCUUCUGAGUGCCUGUUUGGAGGGAACCAUGGAGAGGCCUCAGCCUCCCUCCAGACGUGGGCAUGCAGAAUCCCUGCGUGCAGGACGGAUGAAGGCACGCUGAGGCCCAGGGCCUCUGGCCUAGUCAAAGGCAACCAGAGUGGGAGCCAAACGCUGGCAGAGGAGCUGCACAGAGACUUGCCAACUGGGAGGUCCAAGAGAGCUCCUUAGUCCUGGGAGGGCCUGCCAACCCUGGUAGCAAAGCUCCUUCGCCUCAGUCCCUUACCUACACCGCAGCUGUUGCACUUUGGACAGGUCUUGUUUCCUGCCAGCCUCUAAAGUGAGGAGCAGGAGAGGCCCUAGGGAAAGGUCAGCUCCGUGUCAGGUCACCUCUCUGUCCCCACCCUGUAGCUAGUGGCUCAGAGCACCCCCCCCCCCCCCCCACACACACAAACACACACGGAGGAUGUCACAGGAACCUGCUCAACCAGAUUCCAUCCAGAAGGAGAGAGGCCCCCGACCCCCUCUUGUACGGGAAGUUCUCAGUGCCUUUUCAGGACCUUAUACAUUGUUGGUUGAUUUCUCCCGGCUAUCUGGUUUACCUCUUAAUUUUUUUUUUUUUUUUUUUUUUUUUGCCAGUUCUGGGGCUGAAC
Messenger RNA from Perognathus longimembris pacificus (Pacific pocket mouse), 2001 nucleotides. Its product is annotated as apolipoprotein L6-like. The coding region runs from base 358 to 1377 and encodes 339 amino acids. NCBI's taxonomy places the organism in Eukaryota, Metazoa, Chordata, Mammalia, Rodentia, Heteromyidae. Gene Ontology annotation, cellular component: membrane; extracellular region. The record is from RefSeq and is a predicted model, not a curated record. Gene Ontology annotation, molecular function: lipid binding. Gene Ontology annotation, biological process: lipoprotein metabolic process; lipid transport. The transcript is spliced from 6 exons.